Molecule: messenger RNA, 288 nt
Organism: Lizanozyma spartinae
Lineage: Eukaryota; Fungi; Ascomycota; Pichiomycetes; Serinales; Debaryomycetaceae
Gene: QCR8
Product: ubiquinol--cytochrome-c reductase subunit 8
Exons: 1
Coding region: 1-288 (95 amino acids)
Biological process (GO): mitochondrial electron transport, ubiquinol to cytochrome c
Source: RefSeq, a predicted model, not a curated record
AUGGCAGGUCCUCCAGCUCCAAGAGGCUUUAUGGGAUGGUGGGGUCACUUGGGAUCCCCCAAGCAAAAGUACAUUACCCAAUACACUGUUUCCCCAAACACUGUGAAUCCAUUUUCAGGAGCUGCUUACAAUGCUGUUUUCAAUACCUUUAGAAGAGUCAAGAACCAAGCUUUGUUUGUUAUCAUUCCCGGUGUGAUUGUGUGGAACAUCUGGACUCAAGCCAGAGACUACAACGAAUACUUGUACACCAAGGCUGGUAGAGAAGAGUUGGAAAUUGUUAACCAAUAA